Molecule: messenger RNA, 3860 nt
Organism: Chara braunii
Lineage: Eukaryota; Viridiplantae; Streptophyta; Charophyceae; Charales; Characeae
Source: the annotation of a GenBank genome assembly
GGCAGGAAAAUAUACUGCAACGAGCUCAGACAGUGGUCGGAAAAAUGAAACGAUGCAGGGAAACUUUCGUUCGAGUAUGUGCCGACAUGGAUGAAGAGUGGCCCGGGCUUCCCCAAGUUUUUCUGUUUGGAGGAUGGGAAAGAGACGGCCAAGGAGGUCUUACUGAUGGUACCGCAUCACAGCCUGGAUCGCCGUCGGCAGGGCGUUUGAUGGCCACCACAAUCUUGUCCCGUCCUGCUUUCAAGCGACCUGCCAUAACUGGCCUCCCACAAACUCGGAGGGCUCGAAGGCCGUCGCGGCCAAGGGCAGCACCGGAAGAAGGGCCAAGUCAGCCUCGGAAAACCGAGACGAUUUCGAUUGAAGAAGACGAUGGCGAGGAGGAUGAAUUGCUGCGAGCCGAAGAUGAUAGGCAGGCCAAACAACGAGCCAUGGAGAGGGAGCCAGAAAUGGGCAAGGCCGACGUUGGGGAAGGAGAAUUGAAGAAGAAGAAGCAAGUUUACACAAUCCCAGUAGAGCAGGGGCUGGAUAUUGAGCAAAUCGUGGACCGGAUUUUGGAAAGCCAACGCGAUUUGUUCAUGCUCAAGGAGUUCUUGGCCGCCUCACCCAAAAUCCGAGAGGAGUUCAGACACCGAUUGUCAAGAAAAAAGGUGCAAGUUGGGCCGUGUGAGUACUCGGCUCUCAUCGACGAUGGAGCUGAAAUGAACAUUAUACGUGAAAGAGAAGCCCGGGGGGCAGGGGUCAAUAUCAAACGAGCAGAUACUGGAUUUCUGGUGGGUGCAAGUGGGAUAACUCCCUUUUGUGGAACGGCAAGUGACGUGACGGUACAGAAUCUACAGAGGCUGAACUCCGUGACGGUUCGUAAUGCCGGAGGACUUCCGCAAGCCGAUCAACUGUCUGAGUCGUGCGCAGGCAGGCCUAUCAUCACUCUCAUUGAUUUGUACUCGGGAUAUGAUCAAUUCCCUCUCUACACGGCAGACAAGCCGAUGACGGCCAUGCAUACGCCGAGGGAAUUAAUUCAUAUGUGUGCGGCGCCUCAGGGAUGGACGAACGCCGUAGCAAUUGUUCAGAGAUAUAUGAUGAGAGUCAUGCAACCACUUUGUCCGGACGUGACCUCACCUUAUAUCGAUGACUUGGCCAUACCUGGACCGCGCGUGAAGGAUGAGACGGAGGUGCUGCCAGGCGUUCGAAAGUUUGUUUGGGAGCACGUCCGUAACGUGGAGAAGGUCAUGUCCAAGUUAAAGGAGUACAACCUCACCGCCAGCGGUGUCAAAUCUCGACAUUGUAUGCGUAAGGCAACUAUCUUGAGCUUCUUGUGCGAUGAGAAGGGCCGUCGGCCAGAUUCCAAGAAGACAAACAAGAUUCUGGAAUGGCCGACUCCGCUUAAGUCCAUCACUGAUGUGCGCAGUUUUUUUGGGACUUGCGGAUUCUGGCGCAUCUUCAUUCGCAAGUUCGCCGUAAGGGUGGACCACCUACGGAAGUUGAUGCGUAAAAAUCAGGAAUGGGAAUGGGGUCCAAAGGAGCAGGCGGCAGUUGACGAUACCAAGACACAAUUCCGAGAAGGAGGGUUGAUCCUGGGGGUUCCGUACUUUGACAAUGACCCGAAUCGGCCCUUUGUGGUUGAAACGGAUGCAGGCCCCACAGCGUUGGGUGGAAUCCUCAUCCAAAAAGAUGGAGAAGGGCGAGAAAGGCCAUUGAGAUUUGAAAGUCGAACGCUGAAUGAGGCGGAACGAAAAUAUUCCCAAUUUAAAAAGGAAACCCUUGCAGUGCUUCAUUGUUUCAGGAUCUUCCGAAACUACGUGUUUGGAAGACGGUUCGUCCUGCGGGUUGAUCCGACCGCCCUGGCGCAGUUAUUGAAGAAUUAUUCUCCCUCGGAUCCAACCAUUGCUCGAUGGUUGAUCUAUAUCUGGAUGUUCGAUUUCGAGAUCGAGCGUAUUGCAAGAGCGAAAAAUCGAGCAGAUGGAUUGAGUCGGAUCGAGUGGGACUCCUCGAAAAAUCAGGCAGAAGACUCAGUUCCUGUGGAUGGGUUCUUGGAGGCGGACGAACAACAAUUAAGUAUCAAUGUUUGGGAGUACAUCACUAAUGCCUCGUCCCGACCUGGGAAGUCUAUCUGGAGUUCGCCGAGUUGUUAUCAAAGGCGUUCAGAACUUGUAAGGAGAGAGCCCUUUAUUGAGGAGGAUCCUUGGGGCAAACGAUCUGCUGAGCAAAUGAUGAGGUUGGCAUUGUCGGAUCCGGUACGACUGUCAGAAGAGUCAUUUACGAUUGAAGGAGGAUAUGAGCAAGGCGACGAAGUCCUCAGGACCUCCGGGGGAAUGGUAUUUCUCGUUUAUUCAUUAAUACAAGAAGAUCGCAGCAAGUUAAUAUUGGAAGAAGGCGAAGGCAUUGGGAUCAAAGAAGCCUUUCGCGAGGAAGAAUAUGAUAGGACUUAUAAGAAAAUUGGGUUUUGGUUGAAUGGGGACCUGAAUGAGGCAGAGAUAGAGCCAAAAAUACGAGAAAAGGCAAAGGGUUUUGUCGUUCGACAGGGGCAUCUCUUCAAAAAGUCUGACGAUGGUACGCCUAAGAGAGUGGUGUGUGGGGUUCCCAGACAGUUGGAUGUGAUUGCGGCCCUACAUGAUGGAGUGACAGAUGGACAUCGAUCUGCUCGAGUGACAUUAAGAAAGAUUCAACAUCUCUAUUUUUGGGAUGGUUUGGGUAGGAUGGUGGUGGAAUUCUGCAACUCGUACAUCCCCUGUCAGAAACGUUCAAAUCUCCGUUAUGCUGAGCCACUUAAUCCACGAUAUGUGGUUGAGCCAGGGGCGGUUGUGCACCUCGACCUGGUCGUUAUGCCACCCGGACUUAAUGGGUAUAGGUACAUAUUUGAUGCGAGAGACAAUCUUACCGGGUUUGUUGAUGGGCGUGCAAUCCGUGAGCGAACCGGAAAGAUUUUGGCGGAGUAUAUCGAAGAGUUUUACCUUCGGUACCCAUUUGUUCGGGAAUUUGUGAUGGAUCGAGGCGGCGAAUUUCGGGCAGCAGAGGUUCAGGCUCUUAUGANUAUCGAAGAGUUUUACCUUCGGUACCCAUUUGUUCGGGAAUUUGUGAUGGAUCGAGGCGGCGAAUUUCGGGCAGCAGAGGUUCAGGCUCUUAUGAAAAGACUGGGAGUGAACUAUAGUUACACCACUAGAGCACAUCCCCAGGUUAAUGCUCUGGUCGAACGUGGGCACGCCACCUUGACUAAUUUGCUAGCCAAAUGGUGUGCUGGCAAGCCGUCAACAUGGUCCGUCUAUCUCAGAGCUGCCAUAUUUGUUGAAAAUAUAACUGUGAAAGGAACUACUGGGUAUGCUCCGGUUACGUUAUGGUUUGGACGAUAUGCUACAUUUCCAAUUGAGAGUUUUCUGACCACAUGGCAGAAACAGGAUAUGAAGGCCAUGCUUUCUACAGAAGAGUUGCUGGACCUGAGGGUCAGACAAAUAAAGGCGACCAAGGAAAGAGUUGUAGAGGCUGCUGCUUCAACUGCGGACAGUAGACGGGCGGACAAAGUUAGAUGGGAUAAGCAACCCCGGGUUAGAAAGGAGCCGUUGGAAGUUGGGGAUAUUGUCCUCCUCUAUGGCUCUUCUCUUGAAAAGCAGUGGUCGAGGAAAUUAGAUAAUCGAUGGAUGAGGCCAUCAUUAAGAAAACAGAGCAUGGGGCAUACGAGAUUGAGGAGAUGGAUGAAGUACGUGGGCGAGAUUGGGUUUCAGGCUCACGCUUGAAGAAGUUUGCCUUACUUUUCUUAACAGACGUUGAUAUCCCUGACUAACUUCAUUUUACGACUAAGUAUUUGUAGGAUAUAUUUUCCAUGUAAUGGACAGACACAUAUGGACUUGUAAUGAAUUACUUGUUGACAU